Pezoporus flaviventris is the source of this 7740-nucleotide messenger RNA. It is a transcript of the gene AFG2A, whose product is annotated as AFG2 AAA ATPase homolog A. The record is from RefSeq and is a predicted model, not a curated record. Gene Ontology annotation, molecular function: polyubiquitin modification-dependent protein binding; ATP hydrolysis activity; ATP binding. The transcript has 17 exons. Gene Ontology annotation, cellular component: cytosol; VCP-NPL4-UFD1 AAA ATPase complex; cytoplasm. Bases 204 to 3032 code for a protein of 942 amino acids. Gene Ontology annotation, biological process: mitotic spindle disassembly; retrograde protein transport, ER to cytosol; autophagosome maturation. Lineage: Eukaryota; Metazoa; Chordata; Aves; Psittaciformes; Psittacidae.
CCCCCUCCCCGCCCUGCCCCCCCGAGGCCCCCGCCCGGCACUUGCCGCGCAGCCAUCGCCCGAAGAUGGCCCGCUCCAAACAGAGAGGCUGACUCAACUCCGCCAAGUUCACGCUCACCCCCCCGAACUUAUCCGGCCGCGCCUGCAGCCCCGCCAGAGCAGCCCAGCCCCGCGCACGGUGCAGCGCCCGCCACGGCCUCACCAUGGCGCUGCGUGGGGCUGAGCCGGACGAGACGAGGCCACCCCAUGGGCGGUGCCGGCCUCUGCUCCCGGAAGCGCUCUGCGACAGCUGGCGGGGCAGCAUGGCCGCGUCUUCCAGAAGGAAGAGUAAGGGGCGGCCGGUCCCAGACAGCGGUGGCAGCGAUGGCUCUCCGCGCGCCGUUCCCCUUGACGCUGCCGAGGGCGGGCCGCUGGUGCUGGGGGUCUCGGACGCCGUGGAGGCAGGAGAUGAUAAAGUUCCAAAUAUGUUGCGAAGAGACCUCGCCCAGCUGUCACUGAGCAGCAUGAAGUCUGCAAACGUAUGCAUAGGUCGUCCGGUCUUGAUUACGUCUGCUAAUAGGCGACAGGAGGUCUGUACUGCUUGGCCCACCACAGGCUUUCCAGGUGGGAAAGUUGGGCUGAGUGAAACCACACAGAAGAACUUGAAAGCAAAUCUGGGUGAUGCUGUCACUGUGCAGCCUGUAAUUGGUGCAGUCAUCCAGGCAGAGGAAAUCAAUGUAAAGUUGAGGGACAAAGAUGCCACCAUUAAUGCCGAGGAAAUGUCUGUCUGUCUACUGAGAAACCUAGAUGGGAAAAUUGUUUUACCAGGAAAUCUCUUGGCUUUCACCUUCUAUGGCAGAGUUUGUAACAUUGUGGUGAUGAAAGUGAAAGGAACUGAUGGUGGAGAGCUGACUGCCCAGGGCAGCACCGUUUCUGGUGAUGUGCAUGAGCCAGACCUUGAAGGAUCAAAUUUGGACACAAGUAUGUUAGAUUUGUCCUUCCAGCUCGGCAAGAUGGACAUUGACAAUAGUCCAGAGGUUGCAUCUAUGAGCACACCAAGCAAACUGAUGGAUCCAAGUUCACCACUUACACCCAGUUCUGCUGUGACGGCCAGUGAUCAAGGUGCUGGUCAGGCAGAGAAAACCUGCAGCAAGGGAGAUGGCGCAGACCUCAGUAGUAAUUUGGAGUUGUCUGGGAAAGGAGGCAGUGAGGGACUCCCACUGACUGGCAAAACUGGACAAAUAAGCAGUGCAGACACUUUUUAUUUUAUUUCUUCAAGAACUAGAAUCAGUUUUAUUGAAACAAGGUCCAAUGCAACAGAUGAUGGUGACUGUGAAUCCCAAGUCACCUAUGAUAUGAUAGGAGGUCUAAGUAGCCAGCUCAGAACUAUUAGAGAAACAGUUGAACUGCCCUUGAAGCAAGCUGAACUGUUCAAGAGUUACGGCAUCCGUCCUCCUAGAGGAGUGCUCCUGUAUGGCCCUCCAGGUACUGGGAAGACUAUGAUUGCCAAAGCAAUUGCAAAUGAGAUUGGCGCUCACGUUAUGGUUAUUAAUGGUCCUGAAAUAAUCAGCAAGUUUUAUGGGGAGUCUGAAUCAAGAUUACGUCAGGUAUUUGCUGAAGCUUCCUUGUGUCAGCCAUCCAUUAUAUUUAUAGAUGAGUUGGAUGCACUCUGUCCCAAGAGAGAAGGGGCUCAGAAUGAAGUUGAAAAGAGAGUUGUUGCUUCACUGCUGACGUUAAUGGAUGGCAUUGGCUCAGAGGGCAGUGAAGGACAGCUCUUGGUACUUGGGGCCACUAACCGUCCUCAUGCACUGGAUGCAGCACUGCGCAGACCUGGGCGUUUUGAUAAAGAGAUUGAAAUUGGAGUCCCUAAUGCCCAAGACCGUCUGGACAUACUCCAAAAGCUUCUCAAGAAAGUCCCCCAUUCACUCACAGCAGCAGAGUUGGCACAACUAGCUGAUAGCGCACAUGGUUAUGUGGGUGCAGACUUAGCAGCCUUGUGCAAGGAAGCAGGUUUGUACGCAUUGCGGAGAGCACUGGGGAAAAGACCUAAUGUAUUAGACAACGAGGUGGCUGGGUCAGUGAUGAUUGCUUUCAAUGACUUCCUACAGGGGAUGAAUGAUGUCAGGCCCAGCGCCAUGAGAGAGGUGGCAGUUGAUGUGCCAAAAGUAUCUUGGUCAGACAUAGGAGGACUGGAAGACGUCAAGCUUAAAUUGAAGCAGGCAGUUGAAUGGCCUCUCAAACAUCCUGACUCCUUCAUCCGAAUGGGGAUUCAGCCUCCGAAAGGUGUGCUGCUUUAUGGACCUCCUGGAUGCUCAAAAACAAUGAUAGCAAAAGCUUUGGCUCAUGAAAGUGGCCUCAACUUCUUGGCAGUGAAGGGACCUGAGCUGAUGAAUAAAUAUGUUGGUGAAUCUGAACGAGCAGUGAGAGAGAUAUUUAGGAAAGCCAGAGCGGUGUCUCCUUCAGUUCUUUUCUUUGAUGAAAUAGAUGCCUUGGCAUUUGAAAGGGGCAACUCUUCAGGUGCUGGAAAUGUAGCAGAUCGUGUCUUGGCUCAGUUGCUAACGGAAAUGGAUGGGAUAGAACAGCUGAAGGAUGUGACAAUUUUGGCAGCUACAAACAGACCGGACAUGAUAGACAAGACACUUGAUAAGAGUGAUGAAGCUUGGGAUUCAGUGAUUAGUGCUGUUUUGGAUCUGCAGAUACCCUUUAUACAGGCCUUGCUGAGACCAGGACGAAUAGAUAGAAUUAUCUAUGUGCCAUUGCCAGAUGCAGCCACUCGUAAGGAGAUCUUCAAACUUCAUUUUCAGUCCAUGCCAGUCAGCGAUGAGGUCUGCUUAGCAGAGCUUGUUCAGCACACACAGAAGUACUCAGGAGCAGAGAUAACAGCAGUCUGCAGAGAAGCAGCCCUUCUAGCUCUUCAGGAAGACAUACAUGCCAAAUCUAUCAUGGGACAGCACUUUCGGUACGCACUGACUAUUGUGACCCCGAGAAUUCCUGAUUCGUUAAUCCAGUUUUAUGCAGAUUAUCAGCAGCAAAGUGGACUGCACGCGCUUUGAAAGGCAAAUUAAUACAUACACCUAUUCACAGUGUGAAUAGUGUAUUUCCUUUGUAAAGCUGUCAAAAGCCAAAGAAUUUUGUAUUGUGAGUAGAGUGUCUGAAAUUAACUCAAGUGCAGAAUUGUCAUAAUAAAUGCCUAUGUGGAAGUUUGGAGCAUAACUGGUAUCAUGUAAAACUUCAUAUUUUUACAGUUCCAGUGGUAUAAUCUGCAUUUUGGAGGUGAUAAGAUUGUUAGUUUAAGUCAAUUUAUUGGAGUGUGUAUCUGUAAAUCAAAAAGUAAUUAUCAAAUUCUGAAUUUUUGGUGGAUUCUUGGCCCUAAAGAGAGUAGCAGCAAGUGUCAUUACUGCCUUCAUUUGUUCCUGCCUCAGCCGUAGUCUGAUCCCAGGGACUGUCUCAGUGAGGCACAGACCUGAGGAGUGGCCUCACUACAAAAAAUGCUGACAAUUAUUCUGAACCUUUUGAUUUAUGAUCUCCAGAAAAGCUGCCAAACAGGCUUGAUGAACAUAGAGUUUUCCGAGGUAAAGCUAAGGUAUCAUGACUGAUGACAAUGAAACAUUUGUUUUUGGUUUUAAACAACUCCUCUUUACACGUACUGGGAAUUAGGCAUCUUUAAAACUGUACAUCCCUUGGCUAACCGAAAACCACUGCCAGGCCUCAGCAAAAGAUUUCUAUUGUUAUUUGUUUGUUUCCAUCAAAAUAAAUAGGAAUGUUGAUUGGUAAUUUAAAGCUGGCCACUUGAAUGAAUACUAAUUAAUGAAUAAGAAAACCUCCUUGCAAAAACUGUUAUAAAUGACCACAAAAUAGUUCAGGGACAGGUAAAAUCUUUUGGGCUUAUUUCUUUGUUAUAUUGAAAUGACUAUGGGUCUUUAUAGGUUCUCUACUUUGCACUCAAUAUGAAAUGAAGAUAAGUAAACUCAUUUUCAGCUUUUUUCCCCCACAGUAGAAAGACUGAGCUUUUCUAUUCCAUACAUGAAAAAUAGAGGGAAAGAUAAAGCAAAAACAAUACAAACUUGAAUCAAAAUAGGAAAGAAAAAAAAAUAAACCCCCUCAAUUUCAGUGGGGAAUUCUGUGUUUUCCUGGUGUUUUGCAGGUAAAUAGAAGGCUUUCCAGGUCAAAAUUUUAGCCAAAUCCAGCUUUCAUUUGUUGAAGUAAACAAAUAUAUUUUUAGGCUCUGUGUAAAGUUAUUUUUUGGAUUUGUUUAUCGAUGGUUCUGAAGACUUUUCUUUCUUGCAGCCAUUAGAUAUAUAUUCAGAAGAGUAGUAAUUAUUUAGAAAUUUCCAUAAAUUUAUGAGAAAUUUGUGUAUAUCUAAGAGAGACUUCUACUAUAUUUACUUAAGUUAUCAAUAUGAAAUUUUAAAAGUAAUCUCUUGGCCUUGAUUAUGGUUUUUCUCUUUUAGUUCCACUCUGUACAUAAUUUGCAGCUUUUAAACAGAAAUAUACUAUUUUUAUAUAGCAACUUUUCUAUUUUAUUUUAAACUCUUGUUGUUAUAAUUAGCAUUUAAUUUUACUAUCUCUGAAAAGGGUUAGAGCAUGAGAAAAAGCAUGUCGUUCACUUAGUUCAUGUGAUGUAUGGGCAGUUUUUUUUCUUUUUUCAUUGUUUGACCUUUUAAUAGUACAACAGACAGAGGGAAUUAAGAAAAUUAUAAAUUGGAAAAGUUGCCUUGGGGAUCAAGACUGUAUUUGAAACUACUUUAUCAUCUUUUUCUAACUUUUAUAUACUACAUCUUGAAACUCAGGUUGUGAACUGUUUAUUAUAACCAUUGCAUUUUUGAUAAUUCCAAAAAUUAAAUGCCACACUGUUAUCCCCUGGUACUUUCCUCCAGUGUGUGUUCCUGAAGGAAGGAAAGAAAAACUAGUUUUUACUGCCAAUAAUGAAUUCUGUUUAUAAUUUUAUAUCCUAAAAAUAACACUAUUGAUGCUCCAGAUCCGUAGCAAAACUAAAUCGCCAUUUCUUGGGAAGUGUUCAGUCAGAUCCCUUGGGAAUGUCCACCAACGCAAGAAUCUGAACGGAGAGAGGCAGGUAGGAGCUGGCUGCCCUUUCUGUACGUGGGCUUCUGUUGCCACUAGUGAGAAUUUGCACAUUGAAUUUUAGGACAUUAGGAGAGAAUGCUGGUCCAUGACUGCUGUUCAUGCUUUAGGAGAGAACCUAUCCCUGCAAACAUUUGUCCUCUCAUCUGCACAGUACCACAUGUAUCCACGUGGUACCAAAUCUCUUGAUACAUACCUACAUGCCUGAAGGGAUUUUAAAUGUAGGAAGCUGCCUUUUUUUACGUUGGGUUUGUAGGACUUGGUUUUUAAAAAAGCAAGAUACUGUUAAAAUCUGAAGUCCCUAGAAGGUUUCUGUUGCUCCCAAAGACUGAUUCCACUCAAAAUCUUGCUCCAUCCCAAGCCACAGAUAAAUUGAGAUUUAAAGGAAGGUGUGGCGAUUCCCCUUCUCUUUCCUAAUGACAGAUCACCAUUAUCAUGAACUACCACCUUGAAACUUCACAAAAAUCUGGAAAGUAACCAAAAAUUCAGUUUUGGCCAAAGCAUAUCAGCAACCUAGUCCUUUCAGAAUCCAGCCUGGUGAACACUUUUGCACCCUCACCCUCUCAUUGGAACUUACUGAUGAAGGCACUGUAGGACAGAGCACUUCUGAAGUAUCUUCCAUUAACCUGUCAUUUAAAUGAGUGUUUUUUAAUUCAGAGCUGAACUUUUCACAGGGUGUUUUACUGAACACAUUGUGCCUUGGCACUAAAUCAAAUUGCUUGCAGUGUGAGGACAUAUAAGCCUGAACACCUCCAUGCUUCAGAGUAAAUCAAAGAUAGAGGCAUUCUUUCUUCUGCUGGGUUAAUCACGUUUACUGUUGUUGGAUGUUUCCCUGAGAUUUACUUUUAAUAAAAUGAUAGAGCCCCUGUGAAUAGAAGAGAAUGAAUCUGAGAAGAAUCUCUUCCAUCCUCUCUUUAACUGCUGAAGUGGUUCCUAGACUUAUUUCUUUACGUUCUUUAGAAAUACAGUCUUUUUCCUGCCUGCCAUUAUCUUUUGGAGCCAGUUUUUGGCCCCAAUACUGCUUGAGUUGCAGAAUUGUUAACAUUAAAUCAGCUUUUCAACGUUUCAGGCACAUUUUGUUUAAAUACAAAGUCUAACUUUUUCCUCCAAUAACAGCGUCUUUGAAAUUGGCAUAAAAUGUCUUUUGACAGGUUUGCCAAAAAUGACCAGGAGAAUAUUUAUGAUCAAAAUGAAAAAAUGUCUUCACUUAACUUGAGAAAAAGUUCAGUCCUGUGUUCUCCCUAAUGUAUAAACCAGAUUUUCACUGCAGGUGCGAUAUACAAUUCUUAAUCCUGGAAAAAGAAUGAAGUUUAUUGUGGAUAAUUUUUCUGCAGUCGCUAAAUGAGAACAGAACAUAGGUUUACUGAGUUCAGGUGCAAGGGUGAACAUCAGGGACAAGAUAAUUUUCAAAGAUGGAUAUUCAAAAUCACUGGAUUUAGAUUUGUCAGCCCUUUCAAAUAUUGUACCCUGAAAGUUUAUUUUUCUGGCUUGUGUAUGCUGGCUCUUUCCUUUCAGUUUCUUUACUCAUUUUAAAUGUCAAACUGUGGUUCUUCUCCUUCAGAAACUGGGCACGUGCCAAACAUAAUGCUCCUAUAACUGAACAUCAGGCGAUUCUUGCUGCAGGAAGGCUGGCUAUAGAUGGCUUUUCCCUGUGAAGGCUUCAGACUCUGUGCUGAUGAGGUGUGGAGAGGAGUAGAGAGAAAGCCAAACUCUAAAGCCUGGUGUUUUAUAGUGUGUACUGCCCAUUAAGCUGAAGUUAAGUGAUGGACACAAGUUCAUGGGCGGGAGAACUCUCCUUAUUGCAACAGGCAAGUAUCAGUGCUGUGGAGGAGGCAGAUCCUUAAGGCUUUUGGAUGUUUCUGGCUCUCCCAGAGAAACCGGUCAAUUGGGUGGGCGAAACAGUAUUACCAAAACUAGAAAAGCAAAUGUCCAGUGGUUGGGGUAGCUCAAUAUGUAGUGAUAAGUAGGAGAAAACUUAGAAGCAAUUGUACUUGGAAGAUGAAGAGUCAGGCAGACACCUACUGUCAAAACCUUGCCAAAAGCCCGUGAAAGAAUUAGUAAAAAGCAGGCAUGAAGAAUUCUCCCUGCUACCUGUGAUCGCAAAGCUGGGACAAAACUGAAUGUGCUUCCUUCACACUCCUGUGGUUUGGGAUUACCCAUGUGCUAAUGCAGUCAGGGUGCAGGAAGUGGCUUGCAGUGGGAGCUGGGACAAACUGACCUGCGCCUUGACCUGCUCAUGACACAUAUGAUGGGGAGGCCCACUCUUUGGCCACCACUGACAAAGCCAGCACAUAAGGACAGGUGGGAUGAAGGACAGUGAAUAAUCUUUGCAUUUUGGCUACUCCAGCAUAAACUGAUGGCCACUGAACUCAGGAGCCAGGUGGCCUAUGUAAAGCUUUUUGUAGCUGCUCCAAACUGUGUCUUGAGGUCCUGAUCAAUAUGGAGCUAACCUAUAAAAGAGUUGCAUUUGGAAGAUUGGUUUUACAUUGUGACCCUUUUGUAUUUGUAUUUAAUGUUCUUGUUAUGGUUGUAGUGAAUUGCUGUAAUUUUUACCUACUAUGAACCCCAAAUUCUUCUGCUUUUGCUGACACAUUUUUUUUCCUGACACGAAAGAAAAUACUGUAGGUAAUCUAAUGUGUGCAAUUUAAUAAAGAGCUUUUACUAGGGAGUAGAAUCACA